This is a messenger RNA of Cannabis sativa, 948 nucleotides long. RefSeq lists its product as uncharacterized. The transcript is spliced from 2 exons. The record is from RefSeq and is a predicted model, not a curated record. NCBI's taxonomy places the organism in Eukaryota, Viridiplantae, Streptophyta, Magnoliopsida, Rosales, Cannabaceae. The coding region runs from base 1 to 948 and encodes 315 amino acids.
AUGGCUUGCUCAAGAGAUACUUCAAAAGUCAAAGGUCCAGGACAGAAUAAGAGAUUUUGGACAGAGGAAGAAGACACAAAAUUGAUUGAAUCACUUUUAGAAAUGCACAAUGAGGGAACGUUUAAAGCUGAAGGAAACUUUAAACCAGGAUACUUGAAAGCUCUUGAAAAAGCAUUAGCAACUAAAAUACCAGGAUGUGACCUACAAGCUAGACCACAUAUUGAGUCACGGAUGAAAACUUUAAAAACACAUUUUCAAAUUGUCCAUGAGAUGUUAACUGGACCAAAUUGUAGUGGAUUUGGUUGGGAUCCUCAGAAGCAGAUGGUCACUGCAGAAAAACCUGUGUGGGAGGCAUAUUUACAGAGUCAUAGAGAGGCAGCACCAUUCAAGAAUCAAAUAUUUCCUUAUUAUGAUGAUUUGUGCACAAUUUUUGGGAAAGAUCGUGCAACUGGAAAACAUGCAGAAACCCCAACUGAUGUAGAGGAAAAUGAGAAAGAAGAUCAACAUGUUAAUCUUGAUGAUGAUAACUUCAACUUUUUUCAUACUAUGGGGGAUACAUAUGCUGAAAAUGGAGAGUCUAUGUCAUUUUCACAAGCACAAAAUGGACCAAGAGCUCCUCCAAUCCAAUCAGAUGGCUCGUCAAAGAAAAAGCGAAAAAGUUCAAGUUUAGGAGAUAUUGCUGAGGCAAUUAAGGAUGCUUCACAAUUCAUCGGAGAAAAAAUAGAAAUGUCUUCUGUUCGACUAAGUCGUGCGAUUGGCGAGGAAAUGAAUGACAAACAAAUGCGAGUCAAUGAAGAGAUAAUGAGAACCACGUUGCUUCCCAUGAUGGAUCGCCAUAGGGCUGCUCGCAUGAUUAUGAGUGAUAAUGCUCUUGUUUCAUUCUUCUUUAGUCUCCCUGAUGAAGAGAAAGAUCAUUGGGUUAGAGCUUUACUAAUUGGAGCUAUCUAA